GCGCUCGCUCACUCGCUCGUUCAGCGGCAGGGAGGGCGCCUCUGCAGAACCCCGCCGCCUCUGCCCUCCCCGGUUCCCUGUGCCUCCCAGCCGGGGCUGCGCGCGAGGUGACUGCCGGCGUGUGUGAGGCGGCGCCGGGCCCCGUUGAGGGGAGCCCCGGCCCGCGCGGCACCCGCCCGCCGCCGCCGCGCUGCCCUGCCCGCACCCCGGCUCCCGCCUCGCCGCCCCCUCCGGCCGGUUGCUGUGAGGAGAGGGGGGAAGGAGAGGCCGGAGGGGGAGCUCCGCCGCUUUUCCCCCCCCGGGCUUCCCCGUCCCUUCCUCCCCUAGCUCUUCCUCCCCCUUCCCGGUCCCUCGGCCCAGCCGCCGCAGUACGAUGUGGUCCUCGCCGCUGCGGCUGGGCGCGGGUCGGCUGCUGCGGCUGCUGUCGCUGCUGUCGAGGCUGCGGCUCGGCCGGUCGCUGCGAGGGAACUGAAGGCAGCGAGCGGCGCUCCCGCGCGCGGGGGUGCGGUGCUGCGCGGUGCGGUGCUGCGCGCGCGCGUACCCCAGCGCGUGCCCGAGCGUCUGCGGCGCGUGCCCGUGCGCGCGCGGGGGGUCGCGGGGCGGCAGCGGCGAGCGCAGCCCCCGCGCCUCUUCCCUCCGCCGUCCCCGCUCCAUCUGGAAGGACGUGGCUGUUAUAUGAAGACCCUGUGUGGACAGUAAUGACCGCACGUUUCCGAUUGCCUGCUGGCAGAACCUACAAUGUACGAGCAUCUGAGCUGGCACGAGACAGGCAGCAUACGGAGGUGGUCUGCAACAUUCUUCUCCUGGAUAACACUGUACAAGCUUUCAGAGUUAAUAAACAUGAUCAGGGUCAAGUUCUGUUGGAUGUAGUCUUCAAGCAUCUUGAUUUGACAGAGAGAGAUUACUUUGGUUUACAGUUGGCUGAUGAAUCUACUGAUAACCCACGGUGGUUGGAUCCAAACAAACCUAUCAGGAAACAAUUAAAAAGAGGAUCACCUCACAGUUUGAACUUCAGAGUUAAGUUUUUUGUAAGUGACCCCAACAAGCUCCAAGAAGAAUAUACAAGGUACCAGUAUUUUUUGCAAAUUAAGCAGGACAUUCUUACUGGAAGAUUGCCCUGUCCUUAUAAUACUGCUGCUCUUCUGGCUUCCUAUGCUGUUCAAUCCGAGCUGGGAGACUACAACCAUUCAGAAAACUUGCCAGGCUACCUCUCAGACUAUUCUUUCAUCCCUAGCCAGCCUCAAGACUUUGAAAAAGAAAUAGCAAAAUUACAUCAGCAGCACAUAGGGUUGUCUCCUGCAGAAGCAGAGUUCAAUUAUCUCAAUUCAGCACGUACCUUAGAACUUUAUGGAGUUGAAUUGCACUAUGCAAGGAAUCUCUCCUCUCUGUGUUCUGAGAUUGCAAUUUCCUUUCAGGAUCAGAGUAACAAUGAAAUAAUGAUUGGAGUGAUGUCAGGUGGAAUACUAAUUUUUAAGAACAGAGUACGAAUUAACACCUUUCAGUGGUUGAAGAUUGUAAAAAUUUCUUUUAAGUGCAAACAGUUUUUUAUUCAACUUAGGAAAGAAUUGCAUGAAUCUAGAGAAACGUUACUGGGAUUCAAUAUGGUGAAUUACCGAGCAUGUAAGAAUCUGUGGAAAGCUUGUGUUGAACAUCACACGUUCUUCCGUUUGGACAGACCGCUUCCCCCUCAGAAGAACUUUUUUGCACAUUAUUUCACUUUGGGUUCCAAAUUCCGGUACUGUGGGAGAACAGAGGUCCAGUCUGUGCAGUAUGGUAAAGAAAGAGCAAACAAAGAUAGGGUAUUUGCAAGAUCCCCCAGUAAACCCUUGGCACGGAAAUUAAUGAGUGGGAUGGACUGGGAAGCAGUGAGUAGGAACUCACUGUCUGAUGAUAGGUUGGAAACCCAGAGCCUACCAUCACGAUCUCCACCUGGAACCCCAAAUCAUCGCAACUCCGCCUUCACUCAAGAAGGAGCCCGGUUACGACCCUCAUCAGUUGGACAUUUAGUGGACCAUGUAGUUCACACUUCCCCAAGUGAAGUAUUUGUAAACCACAGAUCUCCAUCUUCCACCCAGGCCAAUAGCAUCAUACUGGAAUCAUCACCAUCUCAAGAGACUCCUAUAGAUGGGCAGCCUCCUGCGUUACCACCCAAACAAUUUAAAAAGAACAGUUGGAACCAAAUUCAUCAUUCACACUCACAGCAAGAACUGGAUAACCAUAUUAAUGAAACAUUUGACGUUCCUGCAUCACCUGAAAAAUCCACACCCAAUGGUGGUGUCCCCCAUGACAAUCUUGUUAUGAUCAGAAUGAAACCAGAUGAAAAUGGAAGGUUUGGCUUCAAUGUAAAGGGUGGGUACGAUCAGAAGAUGCCAGUAAUAGUGUCCAGGGUAGCUCCAGGAACACCUGCUGAUCUCUGUGUCCCUCGUUUGAAUGAAGGGGACCAGGUUGUACUGAUUAACGGCAGGGAUAUAGCAGAACAUACCCAUGAUCAAGUUGUUAUGUUUAUUAAAGCUAGCUGUGAGAGACACUCAGGGGAACUUGUGCUCCUAGUUCGACCCAAUGCUGUCUAUGAUGUUGUGGAAGAGAAGCUGGAGAGCGAGCCUGACUUCCAGUACAUCCCUGAGAAAUCUCCACUUGAUGGUGUCCAUCAAGAUGAUAAUGCUCUGAGGGAAUCCAUGAUUCAGCUGGCAGAGGGGCUUAUCACUGGAACUGUUUUGGCUCAGUUUGAUCAAUUAUAUAGGAAAAAGCCUGGAAUGACAAUGUCUUGUGCCAGAUUACCUCAAAACAUUUCCAAAAAUAGAUACAGAGACAUUUCGCCUUAUGAUGCUACACGGGUUAUUUUAAAAAGUAAUGAAGAUUACAUCAAUGCAAAUUAUAUAAAUAUGGAAAUCCCUUCUUCCACAAUAAUAAACCAGUACAUUGCUUGUCAAGGUCCAUUACCGAACACUUGUCCUGAUUUUUGGCAGAUGACUUGGGAACAAGGCUCAUCUAUGGUUGUAAUGUUAACAACUCAAGUUGAACGAGGCAGAGUUAAAUGCCAUCAAUACUGGCCAGAGCCAUCAGGAAGCUCAUCAUACGGGAAUUUCCAGAUUACCUGCCAUUCAGAAGAAGGAAAUCCUGCUUAUGUCUUCCGAGAAAUGACAUUGACAAAUCUGGAGAAAGAGGAAAGCCGCCAACUAACCCAAAUCCAGUAUAUAGCAUGGCCUGAUCAUGGGGUGCCUGAUGAUUCCAGCGAUUUCCUAGAUUUUGUGUGUCUUGUGCGGAAGAAGAGGGCUGGCAGAGAAGAACCUGUUGUUGUUCAUUGCAGUGCUGGGAUUGGACGGACAGGAGUUCUUAUCACUAUGGAGACAGCUAUGUGUCUCAUUGAGUGCAAUCAGCCUGUUUAUCCGUUAGAUAUUGUAAGAACCAUGAGAGAUCAAAGAGCCAUGAUGAUCCAAACACCUAGUCAAUACAGAUUUGUAUGUGAAGCUAUUUUGAAGGUGUAUGAAGAAGGAUUUAUUAAACCUUUACAAGCAUCACUGCAUAAGUAAAGAGCAAAAAACCUAGGAUAUCAGUUGAGGAAUCCUGUCCUCUAUAAUGAACUGGCAGCAUUCUUUGUGCCGUAAUACUGCUUGCAGGAAAUGAUAGUGAAGUACAGCAAAGAAUUGACAAAGGACUUUGAAAACUUCAGCACUGUUGCACUUUACGUUGAAACAAAAUCAGUCUCUGAAACUCUUCUAACCUUCAUCUGUUUGAAGACUUUCGUGCUUUGCUCCGAACAAACCAUAAACUGAAAGAACUAAUUGUGUUCAGGGUAAUCUACGAUAUUUCAUUGUAGUGCCAUAUACUGCGCUUCUGGUUGAAUUGCUACAAACAAGGCUUGGAAUUAUUUCACUCUGUUUUACACCCAUGUCUCUUAAAAUGAAAAACAAAUGAAAAAAUACACUAAGCCAUGGUCUUUUUCCAGCGCUAGGUUUAUUUACUAUGUACAGACUCUCACUGUUUUGUUUUUUACAACAUUAGCAAUAUUGCCGAUACUAGAUAGAUACACACUGCCUACUGAUGCAGCACACUUUGUCCGACACCCUUACUAGAGACCAGCUGGUUGUUAGAGGAAAGCUGGCGUCUGUGUUAACCCAGCAGUAGCUGCAUAAUGCCCACUUACCAGCAUCUUGUACAAAAUAACAAUAACAAUAAAAAUUAAAAAAAAAAGUUAAAUAAACAGCAUUUCUUUGACACAGCUUGUGUGUCAUACACUGGUGUAUUCUGAUUCAUGUGACUUAAGAUUACGUGAUGGGAACUAGUGCAUGCAUUAUGUCUUAACCCCUUAAGUGCCUUGAGACUUACAGCGUACAUCCAGUGAAAGGCACUCAUGAUUCUGUGGGGGUGGUAUUGUCCUGUCAUAUUUAUCUUAAUGGGUUCAGAUUUUUAAAACGGCCCUUGGUGCUUGGAAUGUGUUACCGCAAGGGGUCAUGGAAAUACCAUUCCCUCUUUCCUUAUACAAGUACCUGUGUGCUACUCUCGGUAGCAAAAGCACCUCUGCCAACUUAAUGAAUGAGCAUUGUAUGCUGCUGUGUUGUAAUUAUGUGAAAAAUCUGACACAUUCCUUCAUUCCUUCCAACUAGUAACUUACUAGCAGCUUACUAUGAAAUGCUGGUAGGUCAUUAGAAACUGAUACUUUGUUUUAUCCUUUUAUUGAGAAUAGCUGUCUUACUCCAUUUAGAACAUAACUCUUUAAUAGCACUGAUAAUUAAGUUGAACUUACAAUCAGAUGCGAUUUAAUGCCAUUAUCUGCUAACCAAUUACUUUAAGUUCUUAUAGUUGAUUUCAAGCCAUGUUCGUACAGGUUUGCCUUUUUUUUUUUUUUUAAAUUGUUUGGGUAGGGGGGAAGGGAGGAGAGCACUAUGAAGUUGUCCCAGAACUUUAUUUUAAUUCCAUGAUGACCCCAGUCACCUUCUGUUAUGCUUGUGAAAAAUUGUUCCAGUUGGUAUGGGUUGCUUCUUAUUUAAGUAGGUAGAAGAUUUUUAAGAAAUGUCUGUGAUACAGUAUCUGAGCUCAUUCUAAAGAUACAUAAUGUCCCAUUUUUUAAAUAUUUUUCCAGUAUAGGAGAAACAAGUCAGAAGCAAGGUGUCCAGUGUAAUAUACUGUAAGAAAAAAAUCAGUCACUUCUUUGACUGCCCUGUGACAACAUAACUUUGUGCCCUCUAUUUAAAAGUUUUAAUUUAUUGUAUUGGUUUCCUGAAAACGUUUAUCCAGUAAAUUUUGUUGUAAGCUAUAUAGAGCAUAGAAUUAAAAUGGAAAGUUCUACGCUAUAUAAUUUUUAACUAUUGAAGAAUUAUAUUAUAUAAUAUACUGUGUUCUAUGGACAUUUGAAAGAGAUCAGCUAUGAACUAUUGAGUGAAAAGGGAUUCAGGCAAAGUGAAAUCCUGGCUUAUGACAUAGUAAUAAACGUGAACCACAAUGCCAAAUGGAAGAGAGUUUUAAAUAUUUUUAGAAAACAAAAUAAUAUUAGGUGGCCUGUGGCCUUGUUCCUUAUAUUUCUAGAUUUGAUGCUUAAAUCAAUGUUAUCCCUCAGUGAAAAAUGAAUCUUACAAGAAUCUCUGGAUCUGAUCAACUGAAAAAGAGUAAUAAGGUAGCUUUAAUCUCAGUUUUAUUUUAAGCCAUUUGCAACAAAAGAAAAUUCUUCUUUAGGAAAGUAUAAGCUUUAACUUCCAUGUGAUGAGAUUAUUAGCUGAGAUACCAGCUAGUUGGAAGGAUAUUUUAAACUCAGCACUUAAUGUCUAAAAGCUAAAAUAAUUCAUCCGUUAUAUUGAAAUAAAUUUUCUUCAUAGUCAAGUUGUAAAUGAAAAUAGCAUUUGCCCUUUUUUUCUGAGGGAAAUCAGAAAUGGAGUUUAUAGCAACAUUAUAUAGCGUUGGUAUGUCACAUAUUUAAAUAUUGUUAUGUAAAGUUGCCAAAGCAGUUUGAGUUCAAAAGACCCAUUUAUACCACAAUUACGUGUGGGAUACUUAUUGGUCGUCUGUCAGUACUGUUUUGAUUACAAACACAGGCAAGAAUAAUAGGUCUCUUCAAAAUCUUCCUCUGCACUGACUUAAGCUGAUUUGUAGUGUAUUAACUGGUUGCACUGGGGGGGGAAA
This is a messenger RNA of Grus americana (Whooping crane), 6114 nucleotides long. It is a transcript of the gene PTPN4, whose product is annotated as protein tyrosine phosphatase non-receptor type 4. The record is from RefSeq and is a predicted model, not a curated record. Gene Ontology annotation, molecular function: cytoskeletal protein binding; protein tyrosine phosphatase activity. The transcript is spliced from 28 exons. The coding region runs from base 699 to 3530 and encodes 943 amino acids. Gene Ontology annotation, biological process: protein dephosphorylation. Gene Ontology annotation, cellular component: cytoplasmic side of plasma membrane; cytoskeleton; cytoplasm. NCBI's taxonomy places the organism in Eukaryota, Metazoa, Chordata, Aves, Gruiformes, Gruidae.